AUGAAUCAGAAAAGCGAAAGUAAACCAGAACCGAUGAAUACAACGGAGGAGCCGCCACCAGCAAUUGUUGGCUGGUACGCAACCCCAACAGAUGGCAUACACGACACGGAUAUCACGGAAUUUUGUGCACAUCUGGGCACCAAAAACUACAAUUUCGUGGAUUAUCCUGUUGGUGGAAUGAAGCGCUCCAUUUGGAAGCCUGAACAAGAUGGCACUCCGCCGCCAAUCGAUCUACCCGAUUUACAGCUUGAUCCGAAGUUGUGGUCAACAUACAUUGUGGGACGCGUUUCGGACUGGAUUGAUUGCGAUUCGGAGCAACAGUGGCUGGCUGAUCUGUCAUGCACCGAGAUUGAGAAGGUUUGA
This is a messenger RNA of Gongylonema pulchrum, 363 nucleotides long. The record is from the annotation of a GenBank genome assembly. NCBI's taxonomy places the organism in Eukaryota, Metazoa, Nematoda, Chromadorea, Rhabditida, Gongylonematidae.